UCAAUAAUAACACCAGACUAUAGAUUUAAAUGUCUGUUUAUAGAAUAAUGUUAGAAAUAAAACCAACCUUGCAUUGCAUUGCAUUUUGAGGGAAUUGCUGGGUCUCAGCAGCAGUGUUAUAUUCCUGGUAGUAGGCUACGGCAGCGGCGGACUGAUACCUAGGUUACCGGCUCUAGUUUAUUUACCUGCCGCUGUCAAUGCUACAAACGCCGAGUACAGUGAACGAAGGAAUUAGCGUAUUCAAUUAAAAAGAUAUGGCCACGUUUGGAGGGCUUUUGACGACGAUAAUGAGGAAUUUGUUGUAUCCAACGAACCGUACAUGUACGAGCCGGAAUACACGGAUGAAGAACUGAGAGAGAUGGAUGCUCAAAGGGCAGAACGAGAAAGAGCGUCUUUAGAGACCGUCCCCGCUGGAGCUGCAGUAGAGAACCGGGACAGAACAACGGGAGACUGGUGGUGCCAGUGCAGAAAAUGUAUUCAAAUGCCGACAGGGGACGAAUGCUUUUGCUGCAGGGAGUGGGACUUAGUCAUCCCACAGAUGCAAGAGCUGGAGCUGGACACUAGCAUUCAGGAUCUCGAUGUGUCUGGGCAUAGCGCCCCCCGAGACAGGGCAAUCUGCAUUACGGAGCACCAGGACUUUCUACCCCUUCUAAAUCGAGGAGUGCUGGAAACAUUCUUCUCCUUUGAUAAAAUAAAUUGGAAAAGAAGACCCAGACCUGCUGGACCCAACGGCCAGUUGUCAAUGUUGCAGUACCGAUUGGUGGCUUACAGAAUCGUUCUUGAGUGGGGGUUGAAAGGAACACAGCUGGGAAGAGGAAACCGACGUGUUCUUCCAUCCUGUGUAGUGACCAGCAUCCGAAACAAAUACCCUUCGGCCGCUGGACAAUAUGUUGGAUUCAGGGAAGCACAAGAUGCUCCGAGAUUGUUUUGAACACAACACUACUGUAGUCUACUAGAAAACAUUUGCUACUUCAACAAAUCCUUUAUAUCAAACACAAAAAGAAGACAUACAUUUGGUUACAGAUGACAUUACGAUUGUUUACGGUAACAUUUUAACAACAAUGUACACGUAUAUGGUUCAAUAAAUGUUUUGCUGUUGACCUUUUUGUCUUUUUACUAAUGUUUGCAGACAGUAUUUAGCACCACA
Molecule: messenger RNA, 1147 nt
Organism: Gadus chalcogrammus (walleye pollock)
Lineage: Eukaryota; Metazoa; Chordata; Actinopteri; Gadiformes; Gadidae
Exons: 2
Coding region: 320-931 (203 amino acids)
Source: RefSeq, a predicted model, not a curated record